CACUUGGCAACACAGACCGUCGACGCAACCCAGGCUGCAGCCAUAGCAGCCAGAUUUAGCUUGGUAAACAAAGCGAGCUAGCGUGUUAACAGUUAGCCAUAUAACGGUUCUGUAACAUUGCUUUAAAACAGAGUUUUAUUAGAUGGUUUUAAAUAGCACAGUAUAUGUUAUAUCGCGUUAAUCUCGUUCUUAUGACAGUAUAUGUAAUUGAAUAGUUUUAGGGUUCGUACACACUAGCUAACUGGUUAACGUUAGCUAUUCAAAUUUUCGUGAGGUCGCAUUCUUAGGAAACGAAAUGAAACUUCAACGUAUGAUUAGACUUUUACGUGACAGUGGGACUAUUUAUCUUAGUUGGAAAUCUUUAGUUUGUGCCCUCAUUGUCUAAUAGUAAAAGCUAGCACAAUGUCUGUCGUCAAAUGUUUAACGUUACACGUUGCUCGGAUAGGCAGAUAAAAAUUAAAAGCUUGCUAGCAGAUACGUAUCUAAUCAAAAACACUAGGAAAAUAAAUAAAUUAGCUAGGAAAUAUACUAAUCCGCCCAAACAGCUGUCAUGAAAUAAAAGCCCAAUUAUAAACAUUUGGGGUGAAAUGUUCAAUCUGAUGGCGAACUGCUGCAACUGGUUGAAACGAUGGAGAGAACCUGCGAGGAAGGUGACACUAGUUAUGGUCGGCCUGGACAAUGCAGGAAAAACAGCUACUGUCAGAGGUAUUCAGGGAGAAUGCCCUUUAGAUGUAGCACCUACAGUGGGCUUCUCAAAGGUGGACCUGAAGCAGGGAAAGUUUGAGGUCACAAUCUUCGACCUGGGCGGUGGGAAGCGCAUCCGUGGGAUUUGGAAAAACUACUACUCGGAGUCUUAUGGCGUGGUGUUUGUUGUGGACUCCAGCGAUGUCCAGAGAAUCCAAGAGACCAGAGACACAAUGGCAGAGGUCCUUCGCCAUCCUCGUAUUGCAGGCAAACCUGUAUUAGUACUGGCUAAUAAACAGGACCGAGACGGGGCAUUGGCUGAGGCAGAUAUCAUCGAGAGCCUGUCAUUGGAGAAACUUGUCAACGAGAAUAAAUGCCUCUGCCAAAUUGAGCCCUGUUCCGCAGUGCUGGGUUACGGUAAGAAGGUGGACAAAUCUAUCAAGAACGGCCUUAACUGGCUCCUGAACAACAUUGCUAAGGACUACGAGCUAAUUUCAGAGCGUGUGCAAAAAGAUACAGCAGACCAAAGGGCUCAGGAAGAACAGGACAAGAAGGAAAGAGCAGAGAGAGUCCGGAGGAUAAGAGAGGAGAGAGACAGGCAGGAGCGAGAGGAGGUGGAGCGAGAAGGAAGGGUGGUGAAAGAGGAGGAGCCAGAUGAUAACAUGGCCAACCCAUUCCAACCUAUAAACAAUGUUGUUACAGAGAAUGACAACAGUCUGAAAAAGGAAAUAGAGAUGCAGAGACUGAGAGAGGAGGGCCACCAGAGCAACACUCAAGAUCAGACAGAUCUUCAAGAUGAAGCGGAAGAGCAGGAAGAUGAAGAGAAGGAAGAUGAAGAGAGUGAGAGACAGACGCCAGAGAGCUCAGAAUCAGGAGCAGUGGACCAGGCCAAGAAGAAAACUAGAAAAUUGCGAUUGAAACGCAAGCACAGAGUUGACCCACUUAGAGUGGAGGAAGCAGCACCCAAAAGUCCCACCCCUCCUCCUUUACCAGUUGGAUGGGCUACCCCUAAAGUUUCUAGGCUCCCCAAACUUGAGCCUCUUGGAGAUACAAGGCAUUCUGCAAGCUUCAACCACAUCCGUCAUGAGCCAACAGAAAUACCACAGCCUAAAAAAACGUUACUAACAUAAUCAUCUUAACUCCUCAUUUCCUGUGAUGUGACUAAUGUGUUUUAUUUGUUUUCCUAGUGCCUAGUGUUCUGUGUCCAGUUUUGAAUACCAAAGCAGUCUCACAUUGAUCUGUAAAUUUAUUCUUCUUGCUUACCCAUGUAGUCAUAAUAGAAAUUAGUUCCUUGCUUAUUGUUGCAGCUUAAAAAAUGCACUGACCUAAAUAUCUUUUCCAUGACUCUCUUUCAUUGGCAGAUUUCUAUGGCAAACCUCUCCCACCUGUAGCAAUUAGACAGAGGCCGAACAGUGAUACUCAUGAUGUAAUUUCCUAAAACUACCUCUGCUUUCCCCUCACUGGUUAGCAAUUUGUAAGGGUCUCAACCAAUCAAAGUCUUGUUCUGUUCUUAUCUUCAAGCUCGGGCAGUGUAGCAAUGUACAUGGAUGUAAUUGCCCAUGAUGAACUGAUAACCUGCCGGCAUUCCCAGUAGAAUACAUUACCCAAGGAACCAGUGACUGAUGGUCAGCAGAAGUUGCUUGCUUGCCAGUGUUUAAGAAGUUGAGAUGGACUACAGCUACCUCUAUGGAGCAAUGCUUGAUUUGUGGGGAACAUACAUGUGCUGUAUAAAAUGUUCAAAUACAGACUUGGAUAAGACUUUUCUCUUUGGCAGUCUGUCGAGCUUUUUUGUCAAAAUAAUGCUUAAAAUCAGUAUUAACACAUACUUCAGAUUCUUCACAGUUGUGUAAAAAACAUUAGACAUAUUUUUAAGAGAAUUGAAAAAUAUGUAAAAACAUAAGAAUAAUUUUUAAAUUUGUGUACUUGAAAUUGUACAAACAUGUCUUCAAUAGUUUUUAAUGGUUCACAUGCAUAUCUGCUCAAGCUUAAGAAUUUGUGCAAAUACAGGAGCUAGUCAUAUAAUUAGAAUAUCAUCAAAAAGUUGAUUUCACUAAUUCCAUUCAAAAAGUGAAACUUCAUUACACACAGACUGAUAUAUUUCAAAUGUUUAUUUCUUUUAAUUUUGAUGAUUAUAACUGGCAACUAAUGAAAAUCCCAAAUUCAGUAUCUCAGAAAAUUAGAAUAUUACUUAAGAUCAAUACAAAGAAAGGAUUUUUAGAAAUCUUGGCCAACUGAAAAGUAUGAACAUGAAAAGUAUGAGCAUGUACAGCACUCAAUACUUAGUUGGGGCUCCUUUUGCCUGAAUUACUGCAGCAAUGCGGCGUGGCAUGGAGUCGAUCAGUCUGUGGCACUGCUCAGGUCUUAUGAGAGCCCAGGUUGCUCUGAUAGUGGCCUUCAGCUCUUCUGCAUUGUUGGGUCUGGCAUAUCGCAUCUUCCUCUUCACAAUACCCCAUAGAUUUUCUAUGGGGUUAAGGUCAGGCGAGUUUGCUGGCCAAUUAAGAACAGGGAUACCAUGGUCCUUAAACCAGGUACUGGUAGCUUUGGCACUGUGUGCAGGUGCCAAGUCCUGUUGGAAAAUGAAAUCUGCAUCUCCAUAAAGUUGGUCAGCAGCAGGAAGCAUGAAGUGCUCUAAAACUUCCUGGUAUACGGCUGCGUUGACCUUGGACCUCAGAAAACACAGUGGACCAACACCAGCAGAUGACAUGGCACCCCAAACCAUCACUGACUGUGGAAACUUUACACUGGACCUCAAGCAACGUGGAUUCUGUGCCUCUCCUCUCUUCCUCCAGACUCUGGGACCCUGAUUUCCAGAGGAAAUGCAAAAUUUACUUUCAUCAGAGAACAUAACUUUGGACCACUCAGCAGCAGUACAGUCCUUUUUGUCUUUAGCCCUGGCGAGACGCUUCUGACGCUGUCUGUUGUUCAAGAGUGGCUUGACACAAGGAAUGCGACAGCUGAAACCCAUGUCUUGCAUACGUCUGUGCGUAGUGGUUCUUGAAGCACUGACUCCAGCUGCAGUCCACUCUUUGUGAAUCUCCCCCACAUUUUUGAAGACUGAGAGACCAUUUAAAGGCCUUUGCAGGUGUUUUGAGUUAAUUAGCUGAUUAGAGUGUGGCACCAGGUGUCUUCAAUAUUGAACCUUUUCACAAUAUUCUAAAUUUCUGAGAUACUGAAUUUGGGGUUUUCAUUAGUUGUCAGUUAUAAUCAUCAAAAUGAAAAGAAAUAAACAUUUGAAAUAUAUCAGUCUUGUAUGUAAUGAAUGAAUAUAAUAUACAAGUUUCACUUUUUGAAUGGAAUUGGUGAAAUAAAUCAACUAUUUGAUGAUAUUCUAAUUAUAUGACCUGCACCUGUAUAUAUAUAUAUUACAUGGAUGAUUGUGACACAUUUUGCCUUGAAAAUAUCAGAUGGUCUUAUUAGGAGCCUUUAUAGGUCUAUACGUUAUGCUGUCUUACUUUUUGAGAAUGACAUUGAUAAUCUUAAAUAGCACCAGCAACAGAUAUACAUAUUGUAUGUACUAUGUUCACAGUGCAGUCUGAAUUGUAUCUUAUGUAUGUGAUGUAAAAUGUUUGUACAUGCUCUUUAUUGAGCUACAAAGUUUAAAACAGCAUUUUAUGUGCACACAGGACAUUAGUGCUUUAUCAGAAAAUUAUGUCAUAUUGAGAAUAAUAAUUGCUUUCAUAUAUUUCAGACUUGAUUUAAAUACUGAUUCAAUUCUCAUUGUAACACACUAUCCCAUAUAUUAUUUUAUAAUGUCAUAUACUGUAAACCGUGCUCUCACAUUUGGCUAAUGUACCAAGCUAUUGCUGUUUUUAUACUUCACAUUUGUUUACAUGUAUGAUCAGUUUGAUAGUUUGUAUUUAACACCCACACAACUAUUUGGCGACACUCAUAUUUAUUACUUAAGUUCCCUCCCCACCCAGUUUGCUAUGCUUUCAUUAUCUGCGCCUUUUGUACCCAUUUUACAUUUCAUAUGAAUGUUGAAUAUGAAAUAAAAAAUAUUUUUACUCA
Molecule: messenger RNA, 4692 nt
Organism: Triplophysa rosa
Lineage: Eukaryota; Metazoa; Chordata; Actinopteri; Cypriniformes; Nemacheilidae
Gene: arl13b
Product: ADP-ribosylation factor-like 13b
Exons: 10
Coding region: 588-1814 (408 amino acids)
Biological process (GO): receptor localization to non-motile cilium; non-motile cilium assembly
Cellular component (GO): ciliary membrane; motile cilium; non-motile cilium
Molecular function (GO): GTP binding; GTPase activity
Source: RefSeq, a predicted model, not a curated record